Telopea speciosissima is the source of this 3469-nucleotide messenger RNA. Its product is annotated as probable inactive receptor kinase At5g10020. The transcript is spliced from 3 exons. Gene Ontology annotation, biological process: protein phosphorylation. Gene Ontology annotation, molecular function: protein kinase activity; protein binding; ATP binding. Bases 136 to 3300 code for a protein of 1054 amino acids. The record is from RefSeq and is a predicted model, not a curated record. Lineage: Eukaryota; Viridiplantae; Streptophyta; Magnoliopsida; Proteales; Proteaceae.
CUUCUUAUAUGUCUUCUUCUUCUUCCUCUUCUCCCUCCAAAUAAAGAUUUUUCUCUACAUCAACUUCUAGGGUUACUGGAAAAGUGUCUCCAUGAGCCAUUUUGAUUAGGGUUCCUGUCUGACUGAGACAGAAAAAUGCAUCUCCAUUUGCUGCUUCCGCUGCUGAUUUUUCCUCUGUUGUUUUUCGGAGUUCUGGGUUCCGAAGAUGAAGUCCGCUCGCUUUUGGAGUUUAAGAAGGGGAUCCGUGAUGAUCCACUCGGGAGAGUUCAUAACUCUUGGGACCGCAGUUCAGUGGGAGCCGACGGUUGCCCUCGGACCUGGUAUGGUGUUGUUUGCGACGAUAUUACUGUUUCCGUCACAGCUCUUGUUCUCGAGGACCUGAAUUUGUCUGGAGAAUUGAAGUUCUCUACGUUAACUGGGCUGAGAAUGCUGAGGAAUCUGAGUCUCUCUGGGAACUUCUUCAGUGGCCGUCUGGUCCCAUCGAUGGGUGGGAUGACUUCUUUGCAGCAUUUAGAUCUGUCCAGGAAUCAGUUCUAUGGUCCGAUCCCUGCUAGGAUUAACGAUCUCUGGGAUUUGAACUAUCUCAAUCUCUCUUCCAAUAACUUUACUGGUGGAUUCCCGAGUGGAAUCAGAAAUCUUCAGCAGUUGAAGGUCCUGGAUUUGCAUUCUAACCGACUUUGGAGUGAUAUUGGAGACUUGUUGUCUGAGUUGGGCAAUGUCGAACUUGUCGAUUUGAGCUUUAAUAUGUUCAGUGGGGGGCUUUCUUCUUUGGGUGCGAAUAACAUUUCUAGCUUGGCGAAUACGGUUCAGUAUGUGAAUAUGAGUCACAAUAAAUUGAAUGGGGAAUUCUUUUCGGUUGAUUCAGUUAAGUUGUUUAGGAACUUGGACGUUUUGGACCUCGGUGACAAUCAGCUUACUGGACAGCUCCCGUCAUUUGGCUCACUGUCUAACCUUCGAAUUUUACGGCUUGGAAACAAUCUGCUAUAUGGAUCCAUACCAGAAGAGCUGCUGGGGAAUUCUAUUCCGCUGGAAGAACUGGAUCUCAGCAGCAAUGGGUUUUCAGGUUCAAUUCAGGAAAUCAACUCUACUGUUUUGAAGGUUUUGAAUCUUUCGUCAAAUGUGCUAAUGGGAUCACUGCCUUCUACGUUGGGAGGUUGUAUAAUUCUGGAUUUGAGCAAAAACAUGAUCUCUAGUGACAUAUCCACAGUGCAAAAUUGGGGGAACAGUCUGGAGGUUAUUGAUUUGAGCUCAAAUUCUUUGUCAGGCAGCUUUCCAAAUCAGACUUCCCAGUUUCAGAGGUUAACUUCUAUUAAGAUUAGAAAUAGUUCCUUAUCAGGUGGCCUACCUCUUGCAUUAGGGACCUAUCCUAGUCUUUCUACAGUUGACUUCAGCUUGAAUGAACUUACGGGGCAUAUUCCAUCUAGUUUCUUCACCUCAUUGACCUUGACAAACCUGAAUCUUUCUGGGAACCGCUUUACAGGGUCAAUUCCUGUUCAAGGCCCACACACUACUGAGUUAUUAUUUUUACCUUCUUAUUCGAAUAUGGAAUCCCUUGAUCUCUCCAGUAAUUCAUUAACGGGCUCCUUGCCUUCCGGAAUAGGUGAUAUGGGGAGGCUUAAGUUGCUAAACCUUGCGAAGAACAGCUUAUCUGGACAGAUACCAAGUCAACUUAGUAAACUUAAUGGCUUGGAGUACCUUGACUUAUCCAGCAAUCAUUUCAAGGGUGAGAUUCCUUAUAGGCUUCCAUCGACUCUAAAGUUCUUCAAUGUGUCCUAUAAUGAUCUCUCUGGUCCUGUUCCUGGAAAUUUGAAGCAUUUCCCCCCCACUUCAUUUCAUCCUGGAAAUCCCUUACUCUCCCCAAACGGCAUGGCUGCACAGAACAGUGGAUCUGGGGGUUUUCAUGGUAGUGGGCAACAUCACAGUUCAAAAACUAGUAUCAGAGUAGCAAUUAGUCUUGCUUCUGUUGGGGCAAUGGUGAUGAUUGUCUUUGUUUUACUGGCAUAUUAUCGAGGGCACUUGCAAGAGUUUCCUAGAAGAAGUGGAGUUAGUGGCCAAACUAUGGGGAGGGAUAUUAAGCUGGGAAGGUUUACUCGUCCAUCCCUUUUCAAUUUCCACAAAAAUGUUGACCCCCCUCCAGCUUCGUUAAGUUUUUCAAAUGAUCAUUUGCUAAAUUCAAAUGCAAGGUCAAUGUCUGGGUUCGUAAUUGGAACCGCAGAGCAUGGUUUAACUGAGGGAAUAGAAGCAGGCCAAGAUUCUAUAAAACCUGACCUUUCAGAUAAUCAUCCUCCAACCUCUGGAAGGAAGUCUUCACCAGGUUCCCCCUUGUCUUCCUCACCCCGUUUUAUUGAGGUGUGCGAGCAACCGGGGAUGUUAAAUGUGUACUCACCAGAUCGAUUAGCCGGAGAGCUAUUUUUCCUAGACAAUUCAUUAUUAUUCACAGCUGAGGAAUUGUCUCGAGCACCAGCGGAAGUUCUUGGGAGAAGCAGCCAUGGGACUUUAUACAAGGCUACCCUAGAUAAUGGACAUAUUUUGACUGUGAAGUGGUUGCGAGUAGGUCUUGUCAAACAUAAGAAAGAAUUUGCUAAGGAAGCUAAAAAAAUUGGAUCUAUUAGACAUCCAAAUAUUGUUCCUCUAAGAGCGUAUUAUUGGGGGCCCAGAGAACAAGAAAGGCUGAUUCUAGCAGAUUAUAUCCAUGGAGAUAGCUUGGCCCUACAUCUCUAUGAGACUACUCCUCGCAGGUACUCACCAUUGUCGUUUAGUCAAAGACUAAAAAUUGCAGUUGACGUUGCUCUUUGUCUUACUUACCUCCACGAUAAAGGCCUCCCUCAUGGCAACCUAAAGCCAACAAAUGUACUCCUAGUGGACCGUGAUUUUACUGCUCGCCUCACAGAUUAUGGUCUCCAUCGUCUCAUGACACCCGCUGGCACUGCAGAGCAGAUCUUAAAUUUGGGAGCACUUGGGUACCGGGCCCCUGAGGUUGCAACUGCGGCCAAACCAUUACCAUCAUUUAAAGCCGAUGUGUAUGCAUUUGGAGUGAUACUGAUGGAAUUGUUAACUAAAAGAAGUGCUGGUGACAUUAUUUCUGGCCAGACGGGUGCAGUCGAUCUUACAGAUUGGGUUCGACUUUGUGCCCAUGAAGGACGAGGAACGGAGUGCUUUGAUAGAGACAUUGCUAGUGGGGAAGAACCUACUAAGGCGAUGGAUGAAUUGCUUGACAUAUCACUGAGGUGUAUUCUUCCUGUAAAUGAGAGGCCUAACAUCAGACAAGUUUUUGAGGAUCUGUGUUCUGUAUCUGUUUGAACUGUACAUGUUUCUUGGAAUAGGUUUUUUGACUUCAUUGUUUUCUAUUUUUUCCCUUCCUUGAUUGGGUCCCAAGCCUUGUGAUCUAGUCUAAUCUUCAAUUUUUUAACCUCUUUGAUGUAAAGGAAUGAUUGAUCAAUUGAUUGAUUGAUUUAUUUGAGAGCUUGAA